Molecule: messenger RNA, 1383 nt
Organism: Penicillium olsonii
Lineage: Eukaryota; Fungi; Ascomycota; Eurotiomycetes; Eurotiales; Aspergillaceae
Source: the annotation of a GenBank genome assembly
AUGUGGAUUGUUAAACCGCUUGUCAUAUCUCUGGGUGUGGCCGGAGCAUACGCUGCUACCGCCACCGAAUCUGCGCAGACUUCAUCCGUUACCGGGUGCCACAAUCACGGCUCAGACAUAUAUUGUAUCAAGGGAGAUGGCUCAGAAGUCUUGGUAUCAGCGACUUCUACCCCGACGACUGGGAUUCCAGCACAAUAUACUGGCUGUCAUUCCCAUGGCACUAGUUCAUACUGCAUGGAUGCAGAUGGAAAUGAUGUUCUCAUAGAAGAGGAGGCCACCACCGAAAGUGCCGAUGAAAGCAGUGAUCACGACCAUGAAGAAGAAUCUAGCACCGGUGGACUAAAUUGCCACUUCCACGCUGGUGUUGAACACUGUGUCGGGGCAGGCGAGUCUGAAAGCAGCCAUGCAUCAUGCACCGUCCGAACAAGAGACUAUGACAUUCCCCUGCGCAUCGGAACACUGUUCGUCAUUCUUGUUACGAGCGCGAUCGGUGUAUUUGCGCCCAUCCUGCUGAUGAAGCUUCCAUUUGCCUCCAUCAACGGCGUCGUCUCGACGGUGAUCAAGCAAUUCGGAACAGGAAUUAUUCUUUCCACGGCCUUUGUUCAUUUAUACACACACGCAAAUUUGAUGUUCACCAACGACUGCCUAGGCGAGCUGGACUACGAGGCUACAACAUCUGCGGUCGUGAUGGGCGGUAUCUUCCUCGCAUUCCUCCUCGAGUACAUUGGCCACAGGAUCAUCGUUGCCCGUGGUAGCAAAACCGCCGUUGAACACACCGACCCUGAGCCUCAACCCGUACAUUCGAAGGGCCAAUACAACGAAAACCCCGAGCAGCCCCAACAGUCUACUCUGGCUUGUCUCGGACACAGCCACGGAAACGACGACCCUACCAAGCCCGCCACCAAAUUCUCCGUGAUGGUCAUGGAAGCGGGUGUGCUAUUCCACAGUAUCCUGAUUGGACUUACUCUUGUCGUUGCCGGAGACUCCUUCUACAAGACACUCCUGGUAGUCAUUGUGUUCCAUCAAUUCUUCGAAGGAUUGGCGCUCGGUGCUCGUAUUGCAACUCUUCCCGGCGCCAUUUUCCCUUCCAAGGCUGUGAUGGCGGCGGCAUUUGCCUUAAUCACACCUAUCGGUAUGGCGAUUGGACUUGGUGUACUAAACACUUUCAACGGAAACAACAGGAGCACCUUGCUUGCGUUGGGUACACUCGAUGCACUUUCUGCUGGUAUUCUGGUGUGGGUUGGUGUCGUUGAUAUGUGGGCUCGAGACUGGGUGAUCGAAGGUGGUGAGAUGCUGAAUGCAACGAUCGGAAAGGUCGCGACUGGUGGUCUUUCUUUGAUCACUGGAAUGAUUCUGAUGGGAGUUUUGGGCAAAUGGGCCUGA